This is a messenger RNA of Apiotrichum porosum, 1065 nucleotides long. RefSeq lists its product as uncharacterized. The coding region runs from base 1 to 1065 and encodes 354 amino acids. NCBI's taxonomy places the organism in Eukaryota, Fungi, Basidiomycota, Tremellomycetes, Trichosporonales, Trichosporonaceae. The record is from RefSeq and is a predicted model, not a curated record. The transcript has a single exon.
AUGAUGGCCUCCCACUCUCCUUGUAUCGACUACACCUCCUUCCCGCACAUCCUCUCCUCCGUGCUUUCCUUUGCUUCGACGGCAGCCCUGGUUCAGCUCCGUCUCACUAACCAUGAGGUCAAAAAGGGGGUGGACAAGAUCCUCUUUCAUCACAUCACCAUUCACUACACUCUUAACGACGACCAGGGGAGCAACCCGGGACCCGCGUUUGCUUGGAUCCAUUAUAUUGAUCAAGACGGGUUUAUGCUACCGCCCGACGCGUCGGCACCGUCGGAGGAUGUUCUUUCCAACACCCGCAUUGUCACAAUCCGCUGCACCAAACUGCAUGUCAACGCGAACCACGCGCCCAGUACCAAGCUCGCCGUUGCCGUUGCCAACAAAAGAGGGCAACCUCAGAGGGCAACGCUGCCCAAGUUUCAAACCCUCGAUCUCGUACGCUGGCCGAAUCCGUCACUGGACCUGGGCCAGCUUGCCUACUACAUCCCAGCGACCACUUGGGCUCUGUUCAUCUCAGACACUGUCGGGCCGUUGCACGACUUUUUUCCUUACAUGACGACCGAGACGCUUGAGAAAGUCAAGAACAUUGUGGUGUGCUUUGACGGCAGCCUCAAACUCUCAAGGUCGAUCAGCAUUCCCAUCGUCGGCGGGCAGGUCAAGGGUCGCCCAGACUAUUUCCUCUUCAACCCGAUCAAGGGACUCCAGACAGAGCCUGUGACUCCUACAGGCCCCCUUGCGCUCACGGAUGAGCUGGAAAUGAUCAUUGUCACAAUGUUUCACCUCCACCAGUUCACCCUUGUGGGUCUGGUCGAGCGCAUGUGCGACACGGAGAGCACCACGAUGGGACCGAUUCUGCCUUCCGAGAUGAUCUACGGCAAGAUCAGAACCGCUCUCCUCAAGGCCAUCACGGAAUGCCAAAGACUCGUUCCGCAGCAUCUCUGUCCAGGAAACGUCAAGACCAAGGUGGCGUUCCAGUCUCUGGUCGAGUUUGAGAAGAGCAUGGGCAAAGACAAAUUCCGUCUCUGCACCGUCAAGGACGCUCGCCCUGUGAGCUGCGAGGGGCUGUGA